UUAAUUUAGUUUAUUUGUGUGGAUUGAGGUGAUUGUGUUGGGGUUUUCGUGCGCAAAAUGGCAUUGGAAGAGAAAAUGGGUGUUCCCGAGUUCUACAAGGGUAAAACCAUAUUUAUCACGGGCGGUACAGGGUUUAUGGGAAAAGUUCUCCUGGAAAAGUUACUAAGAAGUUGUCCCGAGUUGGAAAAAAUAUAUGUACUUAUGAGACCAAAAAAGGGCAAACAUCUUCAAGAAAGAGUAGAGCAAAUCAUAAGUAUCCCAAUUUUUGAUCUUAUUAGGGAAAGUAACCCCUCACAAUUUAAGAAACUCAUUCCAAUCGAUGGAGACGUUACCAAACUAAACUUGGGUUUGUCCAAAGAAGAUAGGCAACUUUUGGUUAAUGAUGUAAACAUCAUAUUCCAUGCUGCCGCCUCAGUGAGGUUUGAUGAGCCCAUCAAAGAUGCAAUAUUAUUAAACACCAGAGGCACUAGAGAAGUGGUCUAUCUAGCAAAAGAAAUCAAAAACUUAUACGCCUUAGUGCACACUUCGACGACCUAUUGCAACACAGACAGAAAAUAUAUAGAUGAAAUUAUCUACCCCGAACAUGGAAAUUGGAAAGAUUCUAUAGAGCUAGCAGAAAAGUACGAUUCCCACAUCCUUGACGUUUUAACUGCCAAAUAUAUGAACAAGUUACCUAACACAUACACCUUUUCAAAAUCAAUGGCGGAACAUGUAAUAAAUGAUUUGUGCAAAGAUCAAAUACCAGCUAUAAUCAUAAGACCGUCUAUAGUAAUUUCUUCAAUGAAAGAGCCUGUUAAGGGUUGGAUUGACAACUUUAAUGGGCCCGUUGGGUUACUAAUGGGAGCUGGAAAAGGUAUAAUGAGAUCUAUGUACGUAAACCCAGAUGUUAGAGCCGAUUAUAUGCCAGUGGAUUUAGUAAUAAAAGCCAUGAUUUUGGUUGCAUGGGACAAGGGUUUAAAAAAGGAGGAAAAUAAUUUGGACAUUGAAAUUUACAAUUGCAGUAAUAAUAUGAACCAAACAAUAUACUCAGGAGAGAUGGUCUAUAUGGGUCGUGACUUGCUAUGGGAUCAACCAUUGGAAAAUAUGUUGUGGUACCCACAUGGUUCGUGGAUAACCACAAAUUUUUGUCUGCAUUACAUUAAAAUCAUAUUAUACCAUUUAAUACCAGCAUUAUUCGUGGAUUCUUUGUUGAGGCUUACAAAUCACAAACCUCUUCUUUUCAAAAUACAACGAAAGAUUUAUAUUGCGAAUAUGGCCUUGGCGUACUUUUUGUUUCAAGAAUGGACUUUCAACAAUACGAAUAUUCUUAAACUAGAAGAACAGAUUCCUGAAAAAGAUAAGGAAAAUUUUGGAUACGAUAAAUACUCGCCCCUAGCAAUCCCUUAUGCCUUUUUCAAAAAUGCUGUAAUAGGAGCUCAAAAGUAUCUUUUGAAAGAAAAAACUCCGUUGGAAGUUAAACGGAAAAAUGCUACAAGAAUGUGGAUUCUAUCAGUUGUUUUUAACGUCUGUUGGUACAUUGGACUGGCUUACAUCCUAUAUUAUAAAUUUGACAUUGUUGGAGUUUUAUUAAAUAUACUGUAUAAAAUACAAACGUAUUUUGUGAACUUAUAAAACAUAUUUAUUAAAGUUAUUAUAUAAAAUAUUUAA
This is a messenger RNA of Brassicogethes aeneus, 1647 nucleotides long. The record is from the annotation of a GenBank genome assembly. NCBI's taxonomy places the organism in Eukaryota, Metazoa, Arthropoda, Insecta, Coleoptera, Nitidulidae.